Molecule: messenger RNA, 3731 nt
Organism: Centruroides sculpturatus (bark scorpion)
Lineage: Eukaryota; Metazoa; Arthropoda; Arachnida; Scorpiones; Buthidae
Product: patched domain-containing protein 3-like
Exons: 4
Coding region: 38-2929 (963 amino acids)
Cellular component (GO): membrane
Source: RefSeq, a predicted model, not a curated record
UCACGUAAGAGAGUCGAUUAUUGUUUAAUCUUCGGCCAUGGCUUCUAGAAUUUGGAAAUGGCACGUUAUAAAACCGGGUUUUGUCAUCGAUCCUUUAACGUUACUCUUCGAUAAAGUUGGUUACCAAAUUGGAAAGAACCCAGGAUACUUUAUCAUAGUCAUUUUUCUCGUUUAUGCCUUACUCGGAACUGGUUUACAAAGAAUUAAACUCGUAACCAACAUAGAAUACCUGUAUACACCCGAGGACAGCGAGACAUUUGUAGAUAGGAAGUUAAUUGAAAACAACUUUCCAAUGCAUCCUAGCAAUAAUUUUGAUUAUGGAAGAAAAACUAGAAUUGGAAGAUUAGCACUUGUUCACGUAAUGCCACUGAAAACAGAGUCGAUAUUGAAUGAAAAAGUAUUCCAAGAUGUCUUAAAAUUGGAUUAUUUCGUUAACAGUAUCGAGAUAACAGGCAUGGAUAAUGUAUGGACAUACAAGGAUCUAUGUGCCAAGAGCGAUAACUUGUGUUUCACGAAUGAUUAUCUAUUGUUAGGCAGAAUAAUUAAAGAUCUAGAAACUGGCAACAAGACAAUUAAGUAUCCUUUACAGAUAAACAGAAACUCAUUUAAUUACUACGCCUCUAAUCUUGGUGGAGUGAUUACUGCAAAGGACGGAUCGGUCAAGAGUGCGCGAAUGUUACGAUUGCUGUAUAUCCUAGAUGAUAGCUCAGAAAUAAAGGAUCAGUUAUCGAUUAUGUGGGAACAGAAAUUAAGUGAAGAGUUAAUGUCAUAUCGCAUGGAUAAUUACACCAUAACUUUUUGGACUACGAGUUGUCUAGAGAAGGAAUUACACGAAUUGACUUUAGAUGCAUUUCCUUUAUUUGUAGGGAACGUUAUAAUUGUCCUAGUAUUUACGGUUAUUACGAGUUUAAGUGCUGACUGGGUACGAAGUAAACCCUUAGUUGGUAUGUGUGGAGCACUGUCUUCCUGUAUAAGCACUGCGGCAGCUUUUGGUACCUUAAUCUAUUGUGGAAUACCGUACAUUGAUAUACAUCUGGCCAUACCAUUUCUUCUUUUGGGUAUAGGGAUGGAUGACACCUUCGUUAUGUUAGCAGCUUGGAGCAGAACAGAUACAGCCAAAUCAGUAGAAGAAAGAUUGAGCAAGACAUACUCAGAAGCGGCUGUUGCUGUAACCAUAACAUCCUUAACAAAUAUAUUAUCAUUUCUUGUAGGGAUCAUAACACCGUUUCCAUGCGUUUAUCUAUUCUGUUCCUACGCGGCUUGUUCGAUAUUCUUUAUGUACAUUUGCCAAAUUACAUUUUUUGGUGGAUGUCUGGCCAUAUCUGGUAAAGCCGAAGAGAAGAAUCUACACUCUGUUAUCUGUUUGCCCAUCAAACACAAAUCUCUAGCACAGGACAGGAAUAUUCUCUUCAGAUACUUUUGCACCGGAGGACCAAACCCCAACAACAGAAGAAGCCAAAACGAAACGACGAAAAAAGUUUUAGCAGCGGCGUUAUUUAGGGAUUACGUAGCACCCACUUUAGGUCUUAAACCAGUUAAAGCAAUUAUAAUUCUGUUAUAUAUUCUAUAUCUCGCCAUUGCAAUAUGGGGGUGCUGCGUAGUACACGAAGGUAUCGAGUUAGAACUACUGCACCCUUAUAGCUCUGUAGCGAUUAAGUUCCAUCAAGAAGAAAACCUGUAUUUUAAUAGGUACAAUGACAGGAUUCAAGUUGUCAUCAAUGAACCUCUAGAAUAUUGGAAACCUGAAGUCCAACAAGAAGUGGAACACGUUUUACAGAAAUUCGAAAAUGCCCCUCACAUUGCAGAUUCGUAUUUAACCGAAUCGUGGUUAAGAUAUUUUCUAAAAAUGGUCAAAGACGAAAGAAGUUCCACGUUGUUUUCUAAUUUCAACCUCACUAACAAAAUUGAUUUUUUAAUAGCAUUGCAAAGAAUAUUUUUAAAAGCUCCCGUAUUCAAAAUAUUCAAGAAUGAUAUAUUAUUCUCAAAAAAUAAAACUGAUAUCCUUUCUAGUAGAUUCAUUUUACAGGCGGAUGGUUUAGACAAUGUCGGACAGAAAACCGAAAUGUUUAAGGAUUUAAAGAGCAUUGCUGGAUCUUUUCCUUACGACGUAAGGGUAUACAACAAUUUAUUCCCUUUCUACGAUCAAUUUUUGAUAGUAUCUGUCACUUCUUUGAAGUCAAUAGGCACUGCUACACUCAUCAUGAUUUUUGUGUCAUUGCUCUUCUUGACUAAAAUCAGUUGCGUGGUUAUUGUCGUUAUAGCCGUAAUAUCUAUAGAAAUGGGGGUGGUCGGGUUUAUGUCCUUUUGGGGAGUCCAUUUGGAUACAGUAUCGAUGAUAAACUUGAUCAUGUGUAUCGGUUUUUCGGUAGAUUUUGUGGCACACAUAUCUCAUGCAUAUAUAUCCUGUCCAGAUAAUGAAAUCCCAAAUAAUAAGUUAAGAACGGCUCUAUACUCUGUUGGUUUACCCAUAUUGCAAGGUGGAAUCUCUUCUGCACUAGGGAUUAUGUUGCUGAUACUCAUUCCAGCUUAUACUUUUAUAGUUUUCGUGAAAGUCGUGUUUUUGGUAGUCAUUAUCUCGAUUUUGCACGCUUUGAUAAUGAUACCCGUUCUUUUCACUAUGUUCGACAGUUUAGGAAGGACUAAGAAUCAUUCCGUUAUCGAAGGUUCGGAAAAUGAACAAGCAUCAAACCAACAAGAGCAGAUGAAAAAAUCCGCCAUUAAAUUAGUCAGAAGUUUAUCAAAUACUGUCAUGCCCGUAAACUAUAUCAUGUUUGAGAACAUUAAUAACAGUAACAGAAUACUAAAAAGAAGGGUUUCUUCUCCAGCGACAUUGAAACUAAGUGUUAAAGAAUACACCAAUUCGGCCUUCAUGGGUGAUGUCAGUAACGAGAAGAUUAUCGACGAAGGUCUGGAAGAAGUCACGAAUUAAUACGCUUAACUGUAUUAAUUAAAAUGUACAAAUUUCACUCAUUUAUAAAUAAAAUUUUGUAAAUUAUCUCUGCUUUAAUAUACUUUUAAAUUUACACUGUAUUCUUGACAUUUAACCUGUUUCUCCAAAAUAACCGGUUGCAAAAUUAGAAUUUGGGUACAUUUCGUAAUAUUAUUGUACUCGUACAAUAAGUUAUGUUCGUGUCCCUUGUAUCGUAAGAUAGUUGAAAGUAAAAAUAUUUAUAAUUGGCGCGAUUAGAAAUUACUUGGUCAAUAUUAAAUCAACUGUACCUAUUUUAGGGGAGAUAGGACCACGAGAUAGUUCUGUAGUAAUUUUGCUACACGAGUUUUAUCAACUGUAAUAUUUCCUCUGUAUAUAAACGCUCUUUUCGAGGAAUGAAGAGCGUUUGCGUAAACAAAAGUGAAAUCUGUGUAGCCUGGAUGUUAAUCCUGUCACUCUAUCUUCUCUAAAAUAGGCACAGUACUGAUCAAUCUCUGUAGGAAAGAACUAAUGCAAAUUAUUAACAACAUUAAUCGUAAUUAAGUAUUAUUGUGUUAGGUUUGUUUUCCAAUAAAAUUAUUCAUCAAAUUCUUUUCGUGCAAUUUGUACAGUUCUUCACCAGCUUCUCAUAUUUCAAUUACUACCGAAUGCCACGCUUCACCUUGCAAAGAACAUGCAAACUACAUUCUCCAUUGUGAUGAAGACUGAAGUUUGCACGCUCUUUUCUCCAGUACCGUACUCCUACUGUAUAAGAAUUUGUCACUGUAUAUUCAGAAACCAGGCUGAAAUAUUAUAAUAAAUA